Cutaneotrichosporon cavernicola is the source of this 1791-nucleotide messenger RNA. RefSeq lists its product as uncharacterized. Gene Ontology annotation, biological process: base-excision repair; double-strand break repair via nonhomologous end joining. Gene Ontology annotation, molecular function: DNA-directed DNA polymerase activity; DNA binding. Bases 1 to 1791 code for a protein of 596 amino acids. The record is from RefSeq and is a predicted model, not a curated record. Lineage: Eukaryota; Fungi; Basidiomycota; Tremellomycetes; Trichosporonales; Trichosporonaceae. The transcript has 7 exons.
AUGCUAAGGCCGCCACUACUUCACCGCGCGACGUCGUCGUCAUCGGGCCACCAUACGCCCGAAGGGCUAGGGCCAGCGCUUCCGCCGCUGCUCGCGGAGAUAUCGGUCUUCGUGGUGCCGGCGAAAAUGGACAUGGCACAGGCCGUGUCGCAGAUCGAGGCGCUUGGUGGCGAGCGCUCGCUGCGACCUGAAGACGCGCAAGUAAUCAUUACCGCACUUCGUGGGCGUCCGCGGUUGGAGAGGGUUCUGGGCAAUGCGGUUGAUACGGUCCCCAUCCUCCGCGCCGAGUUCCUUACUGAUGCGUACUCUCGAGCACAAGCAGCCGGGGAUAUGCCUCCCUCCCUCCCCAGGCGGAAAGACUACCGAAUCCCUCUGCGCCGGCGGAGUGCGUCCGUUGAGAUCGUGAGCGGGCCAACGACACCACAGCCGCCAUCUACAUCGGGGCCCAAGCGACCUCUGUCCCCCACGCCACCAGUUACGCCCUCGAAGCAUCACAAAGUCGCGCCACCAGUUACGCCCUCGAAGCAUCACAAAGGCGCGUCACCCAGGACGUUGCAGAUGGGCGGAGCCGAACCGGGAACCGACUCCCCCAGUUUGGACAUCACCCUCUACCCUCCAGACAUCAGAUUCCGCACCAUCCCGCGCCUCGCCGUCCAGCGACCGUCACCGCUGACAUGCCCGAACCAGGACAUUAUCGACGCGAUCAAACCAAUCUACCUCGAGCGCGAGUACGAUGAGCUCGCGCAGCUCAACACCAACGUCUUAAGUUAUCGGCGGAGCAUGGCUAUCAUCAAGAGCGUCCCCAGGCGUAUUAAGAGUGGAGAGGAGGCGCGCAAGCUAGUCGAUGUUGGGGCCAAGGUAGCUAACCGCAUCGAGGAGUAUCUCACCACAGGCCAAAUCGCCGAGGCGGAGGAGAUCAAGGCGUCACCGCGUUUCCAAGCACUGCGGCUGUUCUCCUCGGUCUGGUCUGUUGGCCACUCGACUGCGGCUGAGCUGUGGCGAGCUGGCUGCCGCAAUCUCGAGGAUGUGCGACUGUACUUUUCGCGGACUGAUGCGCCCCCAAUUCUAGAAGAUGGUGGUGAUGGGUGGGAAUACGACCGGGCGACCGCGCGCGAGGAGCGUGCCCGCCGCCAAAGGCGGGAAGAGGGGGCAAUGACGCGCGAGGAGGUCGUAUCGGCCUGGCUCAACCUCAAGGACGAGCUGGAUACGCCCAUCCCCAGAGCCGAGGUCGUAGAGAUUGGCGCCGUUGUCGCGGACCACCUCGAAGCCCUUGCGCCUGGGUGUGCGCAGACAAUCACCGGCAGCUAUCGGCGGGGAAAGGAAACGACGUCUGAUGUCGACGUCGUGUUUCGCCCUCCAAAAGGAAACGAGACGGCCGCGGUACUAGGCGCGCUGCUCCGGCGGCUAAUCCGCUUCGGGAUCAUUACGCAUGUGCUCCAACUCUCCGAGCGCGAAACUGGCACUCCGCUACACCACGGCGGCGCAAACUUUGACAAUCUCGACAAGGCGUUCGUCAUCCUCUGCCUGCCCGGAAAAACGCGGCUGCAUCGCCGCGUCGACCUCAUCUGCGCCCCGCCCUCGCGGUAUGCGGCUGCAGUGCUAAGCUGGUCAGGGAGCAUGAUGUUUGAGCGUGACCUGCGACGCUGGGCUGAGGACCGCGGGUACAAGUUCCGCGCGGGACUGAUCGAGAUCGCGACCAACCAGGAGGUCAACUUGGACAGCGAGCGCGAGAUCCUCGGAUUCCUUGGACUUGGAUACGUGCCGCCCGAGCUGCGGAAUGCCGAUGGGUGA